CAGGACAGCGUCUUUCCGCUUGCCCUUUGCGCGUGCGCACCGUCCAACGCGCCAGCUGUUUCGAAAUUGCUUUUGGUGGGCGCUACUCAUCGCUACAACUGUAGAGUUCCCGCACCAACCAACCCAGUUCAGCAAGCAAAGAUGACGCCCUUGCAGCGCUUGUCUGCCAUGCGGACGCGGGCUUUCCGACGAUCUGAAGGACCCAAAACAUCCGAACCAACAUCGUCCCAACAAGACAUCGACCUGCCCCCUGCACCACCUCGACAACGCUUCCGUCUCAAGAGGCGAGCUGUAUCGCACACCCAUGCGGCGCCCACAGAACAAUUUCUGGCGUCUGUCGACGCCGCCGAUGUCCCCAUCCCUAGUAUUGAGGAGCCUUUCGUGGUCGAUGAGGAUAUGCUGGACACGACCCACCAGGGUGCCUUUGCUACGCUGUCUGAGGCGCAUUCCAUGGAGCUUCCACAUACUGGCGCUCAUCAGCGGAUGUUCUCUCCGCCGAAAACACCUGCGCCAGGCGAACUGAACCUAUCGAUUGUGACCACCAACCAAUUCCCUGACUGGUCCAACGACUCAACCUUUAGCGACUCGGAGUGCGAGUCGAGUCGGCCAUCAACGGCCCGCUCAAAUCGCACGAGCGCGUCUUUUUUCAGCCAGCUAUCUUUCGCAUCGGAUGAUGCAAGCUUGAUAAGCCCAGAUCAGCAGUUCAGCAGUCGAUUUGAUAAGUUCCUUUCGCCCGACGAUGCGGACAGGACGAUCAAGCCUCCCGCGCCUAUGCGUGCGGCGAAAUCGCGCAAAGCCCCAUGGACUAGGGCCAUGGAUAACCAUAUCUGGACAACUUACACAAUGUACCUGCAGGAUCCCAAGGUUACCCCGGUGCGCAUUGGCGCCAGUGGUGUCCCACCGUGUGGUGUUGUGGCUCGCGUCGCAAGGGAAGCUAGCCGCAGCUGGAGAGGGUCCAACGGCCUGUCGCAAUCCAAGGACUGCAGUGGGAGUACAACACCGACGGCAGGAAGUAAAUCCACCUACAUACAAUGGCCCCACACGAACGCUGCUACGAGGGCCCAUUUGGUGGAGAUGUGCAAGGCCAAUGCUGGAGGCAAGGGCCGCAAUGAGCGUUACUUUGCAAGCAGCCCCACGCCGUUCGGCAAGACUAUGAGUCGCGCACGAGCUCGACGCACGACUCCAGCACGUGCGCCUUCUAUUUUCUCCGGAGGAGACAUGGCCAUGUCCCUCGCUGUCAGCACCUCGGACUCUAUGCAGCUCGGGGGACCCCUAGCACAGCUCACUACAGCUGGCCAGCAGGAGGACGCCCAAGAACUACCACCUUUGCCGCAGGGCCAGACUUCUCUCCUCCCGCCAUGCCUCGACGAGCCUAGACCUCGUCUGGGGUCGCCUUUUGUAGCCAAAAGCUAUGGACCCAGUACCUCAAGCUCUUUUGCGGAGAUGCUGGGCUCCGAGACCCCACGUCAAAGCAACACCAUGGGCGCGCGUCGAGGUCUCAAGUCUCCAGCCAGAGUGAACAGGAGCCGGUCCAACACGCAAAAGCGUCGUGCGGAUCUCGAGGCGCGCAGGUCGAAGAGGCCCAGCCUGCCCUCGGACAUGUGGAGUGAGCCAGGGGCAAGCCCCAUUGCGCCAAGCUCCGACUUUGACAACAUGUCCUCGAUUUUUGCCAACAUGCAGCAGCCCGUCGAGACUGCGGCUAGCAUGCCUUCUCGCGAGUUCCUCCAAUCGAUGGACAAUGCGCCCCCAAGAUUGGGUUCGCCUUUUGGCGGUCUCCCUUCAAGCUUCUCCUUCCCCGCCAGGGGCAGCAGUGUCCUCGCCCACCUCGCCGCCGCCGCCGCACCCGGCGGCGCAUCAAACUCGAUGCGACCUUUUUCGAGUCUGCAUCAGUGGCGCGAGACGCCUCGCACCCGAACGCCCUUGCCCGACCGCCUGGCCUACAUAGACGAGCGUCUCAAGCAGAUUCGCCAACGCAGCGAGGAGCGUCGGCGCUCCGAGUCACCACUCUGAUUCACGUUAUUUGACAAGAAAGCAACACAUUCAUUUACUUCGCACACAAAGCGACUCGACCAGACUUUUCCUUUUCACGACAGUUACGACGUUACGGAUGAUACCCAUCCCAGUUGGAUGCGGGAUACAGCGACUACACCAGACCAUGUUCUGUCUGCCCUGUUAUGACAUGAGCAUGCUGCCGACAGCGGAUUUCACGACCAACUACUAGUAUUUAUUGCUGCUUACUCGAUCUGCUGCUCAUCUUCAAAUACCACCGCCGCCGCCGCCGCGGCCACACGAACUACCGACGCUAGCUGGAAGGCUGCGCCGCGACUACGAUCUUUGCCAUCUACAAACCUUUUCCUUUUUAUCCACCAUCAUUCCCUUGAG
Emericellopsis atlantica is the source of this 2382-nucleotide messenger RNA. RefSeq lists its product as uncharacterized. NCBI's taxonomy places the organism in Eukaryota, Fungi, Ascomycota, Sordariomycetes, Hypocreales, Bionectriaceae. Bases 142 to 2010 code for a protein of 622 amino acids. The record is from RefSeq and is a predicted model, not a curated record. The transcript has a single exon.